AUGAGUAGUGAUUAUUCAUAUCACCCAGUUCCCGUGAAUGAACCCACAGACGACCAAACAGAACAUUUGGAUGGCGCAUUCAUAAAUGCACUCGCUCGUAAAGAUGAGGAUGAGCUUCUAAUAACAAAACCAAUUCCUUUGGACACAAUUGAACUUAACAAUCGAAUAACUAAACACCAAUCAUCAUUCGAUCGACUGUUCUGCAGGAGAUUCUUACGCAUACUCAGGAUACUCUUCUCACCUGUGAAUCCCAAUGGUAACUUGAUUCUAAUAUGGACACUGUUUAUCACAAUGAGUCUGUCAAAGGAGAUUGCGGUGUAUUACGCGGGGAUCAUCCCAAGUAAAUUUUACAAGGUUUUGGUGGGACAAGAUCUAGAAGGGUUCAAAAUGGUGACCAUCUUUUCGGUCGUUGUCGUUUUGGGAGCUGGUUUGGGCAUGAGCUUGAUGAAAUUAAUUGGAAGUUUCUUCUCUUUAUCGACGCGAAAGGUUCUGACCAAGCAUUUGCAAGAUCGAUAUAUUAAAUCAGACUCCUUUUAUCGACUUCUGGUCACUCGCGCGGACAUCGAUAAUCCUGAUCAACGUAUUACCCAAGAUGUUGACAGAUUUUCGGAGACCUUGAGGUCCGUCUGCGAAGAAAUAAUGGUGGCUCCGGUUCUCAUUGCCUAUUACACUUACCAAACGUGGAAUCUUGGAGGAUUCUUGGGACCUGCCAUGAUUUAUCUUUAUUUCCUUAUUGGUCUCGUGGCGAGCAAAUUUAUGAUCACACCCUUGGUGAAUUUAGUAUUUAUGAAAGAAUUUUACGAAGGGAAUUUCAGGUUUCUUCAUGUAAGAGCUUUUCAAUCUUCCGAGUCUAUUGUUCUCGGAUGGGCUGAGAAGGCGGAGAAGACGCGCUUGGACACAGUUUUCAAUAAACUUUUGGAAUAUACACGUCAAAUUAUUGAACGCGAGUUCGUUUUGCAAACAUUUACCUAUUCAUUUGCCUACUUUGGGUCCAUCGUGAGCUAUCUUGUGAUAGCUAUUCCCAUAUUCACCGGCGCGUAUGACAAUGUUGAGAAAGGAGAGCUAAGCAGUAUCAUCAGCAUGAAUGCCUUCUUCUCGAUGUAUCUAAUAAACAAAUUUACGAAUAUCAUUGAUCAAUCAGCUAAAAUCUCGGAUUUGGCUGGUUACACUUCACGUAUCGGUCAACUGUUGGAGGCACUCGACGACAUAAACAUGGAACUUGAGAAUGUAGACAUCGAUCACCCAUUUGAAGAGCAACAAAAUUCGGAGUUGUCGAUCCUUUUCGAUCAUGUAUCAUUUACCACACCGUCUGGAUACAAGCCACUAUUGUCUGACUUCAAAUUCCUUAUAGAACAAGAAAAGAAUGUGAUGAUUAUAGGACCUAAUGGAAGCGGAAAGUCAUCAAUACUACGAGUGAUGUGUGGAUUAUGGCCCGUAGUCAGAGGACGUGUUUUACGACCAAAUUUACAUUUUAGACAAAAGAUGUUAAUGUAUCUUCCGCAAACCCCAUACUUGGUGUUUGGUUCCUUAAGAGAUCAGAUAACCUACCCCAUGAUAAAUGAUGAGAAGAUUCAAUAUGCAACCGAUAAAGAAGUUGAAAAUUUAUUAGCGAAGGUGGGCUUGACACACUUAAAGAACAUUGUGAGCAAUUAUGAUGCACAAUUUGGUCUUGAUUGGAAUAAAUUACUGAGUCCUGGGGAGCAACAAAAACUAUCAUUUGCCAGACUAUUCUUUUGGAAGCCAGUGUUUGCGGCACUCGAUGAAUCAACGUGUUUACUAGACUCCACCACUGAAUCGCGCUUCUUCGAGCUAUGCAAGGAGGAUGGCAUAACAUGCAUCACGGUGUCUCACAACAAGAACCUGUUAAAAUAUCAUGACAAAGUAUUACUAUUGGAUGGAAAAGGACAUUAUGCAACCAGUGAUAUUGAUAUCAACGGAUCAGGAGAUAUCGAACGAUGGAUUUCACAUCAAUUAUCCAAUGCAAAAUAA
Messenger RNA from Acaulospora morrowiae, 1989 nucleotides. NCBI's taxonomy places the organism in Eukaryota, Fungi, Glomeromycota, Glomeromycetes, Diversisporales, Acaulosporaceae. The record is from the annotation of a GenBank genome assembly.